Molecule: messenger RNA, 921 nt
Organism: Lachancea dasiensis
Lineage: Eukaryota; Fungi; Ascomycota; Saccharomycetes; Saccharomycetales; Saccharomycetaceae
Source: the annotation of a GenBank genome assembly
AUGAGUAUCCUGGAUAAAUUGCCAGUCGAAAUUCAAUUGAGGCUUCUCGAAUCCCAUCCCCAACUGGCCUUCGUCAACACUCGUUGGUAUAGAUUGAACAACAAGCUAGGUAGAGACCGAUGUCUGCGCAUGAAGCCGGAAAUAUACUACCGACAAACAAUUGAGGAAUCUAUAUGUCGCUACAUCAAGACUCUAGACCACAGUCGGCUAGCUGCUAGACUCAUCAACGUUCCUCAUCAAUAUGCGGAAGAUGACACCUUUCAAUGCUACAUUUCUGACUCCUGGCAUAUCAUCUACAGCGUCUUAUUCCAGAACCCAAAAUUCUUUGCCAUGGACAGCGCCGGGCGGAAAAUGAACGCUGCUCAGGAUACUAUCUCUGAAUUCUACUGUCCCAUGGAAUUGGUUACUGGGCGAGACUAUCCAUGCAAUCUGUGGUUCACAAAACUUUCCAGCAGUGGCCGAUUUGGUGCAAUAAGAGUAGCCGUCUAUGGACAGCCAGAUGGUUCCGAGCCGCUGCUGCAACGCGACUUGCCUCUUAGCUUGCCUGACUGGUGCGAAUCAAAGGGCACUUACUGUAUCUAUGGAGGCGAGAUCAAGCUACCUAGCAGUGGAAAUGACUUGAAAGUGGUGCACAUGGGUGUUUCCAUUGUUAAUGGUGAUGGGAAUUUCGAGCUACAGGCCGUAGACACAAAACGGUACCAACCGCAGGCGAGUUGGCUACUUUUCAAGACGCAUCUCACAAAUAUAUUCAAUGUCAGCGAAAAGCGGUUGAGUGCGGACCGGAUGCGUUGGGAUGAGAAGCAAUUUGCCAACGACAUGGAAGGGACGCAAGAAGAAGUUGAGUUUGAAUUUCUAUACCGUUUCCCAAAGGAUCAAAGCAUGACGCAUAAUCUGAGUAACGUCAAGUACCCGUCCUUGUGA